AUGACGGAAAACGUUUCUUCGGAUUUUGAAUUAAUUCAAAUUGAUGAUGCUAUGGAAGUUGAAAAUAAUUGUAACAAUAUUCAGAUGGAUGAAUUUUAUGUACAAAUUAGAAAUAAAUGGAAGGAUAUUGAAGAUGAUUUUAGAUGUUGUAACAAUAGAUGUAUAAAUACAAAAAAACCUUUUGGUGUUUGUAUUAAAGGGAAUGGAUAUAUUAAUUUAAUUAAUAAGGAAAUAAUUAAAUAUUAUAAUUGUUUAGAAGGGAAAGGAAUGAAUGAUCUUGCCUUUGUUACUGCUAAAUAUAAAUUCUAUAAAACAGAAGAUUUCAUUAAUUAUUCCUUAUUUUAUUUUGAAAUUAAAAUUGGAGAAGGGAUUUCUGAUGAAAAUGAUGUAGAUUUUGGUAUUCAAAACAGAGGUAGAACAGAUAAAAAUUUAAAUUUUAUUUUACAAUGGAACCUCAAUAAAACGUUUCUCAAUCGAAUGUUAAUUCCAUUUAGUUUAAAUCCACCUGACGAUCUCAAAUGCAAAUAUGAAAUUGGAUUUAAUAUAUUUGGUGAAUAUAUUUUUUAUAGAAUGAAACCUAAUGAUAAAAAAUUUAAAAUUGAGAAUUUUUCCUGGAAUAAUGGAGACAUUUUUGGCUGUGGAUUAAUUUAUCCACCAACCAAAAUUAAUGAAUUUCCUUAUAUAUUUUUUACACAAAAUGGACAGAUAAUUGGUAAAGCUAUAUUAUUAAAAGACAAUUUUGAUUGUUUCCAUCCAUAUAUUGGAUUAGCUAAUUGUUGUUUGGUAGAAGCUAAUUUUGGGAAUGAUUUGGGAAAUAAACCUUUUAUUUAUAAUUUUAAAAAGCAUCCUGUACUAAAGGAAUUUUAUGAAGAUUAA
Meloidogyne enterolobii is the source of this 876-nucleotide messenger RNA. NCBI's taxonomy places the organism in Eukaryota, Metazoa, Nematoda, Chromadorea, Rhabditida, Meloidogynidae. The record is from the annotation of a GenBank genome assembly.